Messenger RNA from Papilio polytes (common Mormon), 2289 nucleotides. RefSeq names its product carboxypeptidase N subunit 2-like. The record is from RefSeq and is a predicted model, not a curated record. Bases 208 to 1443 code for a protein of 411 amino acids. NCBI's taxonomy places the organism in Eukaryota, Metazoa, Arthropoda, Insecta, Lepidoptera, Papilionidae. The transcript has 3 exons. Gene Ontology annotation, molecular function: protein binding.
AGAUGGCACUUAUGUCAGUGUGUAACAGGUUCUCCCUGAGUUGACUGUCAUAUAUUUAUUUAACUCCUAACCUCAAAUGUAGUGUUAUUAAUCAGACAAAGGCACAUUUUAAUGUAAUGUCUGUGAAAGAUUGGAAACUGUUCAUUAAUCAAUUCGUAAUUCUAAUCAACUAUUGAGGAGUUAUUAUUUUUUGAAGUUAUUUUGAUAAUGAUGAAAUUUCCUACGAUGAAACAAGAUAACAUCACAAUGGGAUGGUGGUGGAUUGUCGGAUUAGCUAUGUACGUGAAUGCACAGCCAUCUUGUAAAUUGUACGGUGCAUCUAAAACCAUAGUAUCAUGCAAGCCUGGGGAUAAUGACUACGUUUUAGAAAGAGGACUAGUUUCAGACAACAACAGAACUACCAAGAUAACUCUACGUGGUUGCAGAAUUACAAAUGUCGAUUAUGAAUCGUUCGAAAACUUACCAGCAUUAAAACAUAUAGAUUUGUCACAGAAUGCUAUACGGAUGCUUAAAUUAGGCGUACUAGAUGACGCUUUAGGAGUAACUCACCUCAAUUUAUCCUAUAAUAUGCUAACUCAUUUCCCAUUAGGUUUAUUCGAUCAGAAGACAAAAUUGGCAACACUCGAUUUAACAGCAAAUGCGCUUGUUUCGUUUGAAUUAGGAAUUUUCGAUCCAUUAACUAGAUUGAAGUCUUUGUAUUUGUCUACUAAUUCAUUUUUAGGUAAAGAUUUAAAUCCAUAUUUGUUUGAUCAAAAUAAAAUUCUUUCUCUAAUAGAUUUUUCAAGAAAUGAUAUGUCUCAAUCUCCGGAUAACUUGUUACAUGCGUUUGAUAACCUAGAAAUGUUAAAUUUGGAUCGAACAUUUUUAUCUGAAGUACCAAAAUUUGCGACAAUCGCUAAUUUGAAAUCUUUAAAACAAUUAAUAUUAUCUACUAAUCAAAUAAAAAGAUUAGAUAAUCCGAUAGCAUUUAUUAAUUUAGAUAACCUAAAAGUUUUAGAUUUAUCUCAGAAUAAUUUGGAGUACAUACAUGAAAAUGUGUUUAAACCUUUAAGGAAUGUUGUAGGGAUAAUAUUAAAAAGUAACAAAUUGACACACUUACCGGAAACAUUAUUUCAAAAUCUACCAAAAUUAAUAAACGUCGAAUUAUCUCAUAAUCAUUUGAAAACAGUCAGCGUUGAUGGCUUCAAAGGUACAUCAUUAAAGAAUUUGAAUUUAUCAGACAAUAAAAUUAGAUUUUUGCCGGUAAAUUUCUGUUCCAAAUUACGAAAUAUAGAUAUAAUAUUAGCUAAGCUUUAUUUUAUACCGAAUCCUUGGGAAUGUGCUUGUAUGAAUGAAUUAGUUAGUGAAGUUAAGACGAUGAACAUUUUGUAUGACGGUGGUGAUUUUGACGGAUCACAUCAAGUUUGUGUUGUAACAGGAAAGUUUGUUUGUGAUAGAAGUUAACUACCGUUUAAGAGACAUUCUGAGUUCUCUAAUGAUUGUUUUUACAAACCAUUCGUUAUAUUUAAGGCUGCCAUACAGCAUUCAGUAAGAAAAUAGUUUUACUAAGGUUUGGUUUUUUAAUUAAUUUUAUAAUUUUGCUGUAUCUUAAAUCAAAGAAAAGAAAAGUGUGUGAACGAGGAUAUGCUUAAGAAAGGAGUGGAUUCAGAUAUGACGGCUGAUAGAGAUGUAUGGAGCAGCACAUACUGUGCCCUCCGUAAGGGAUAAGGGCAAGUUGAUGAUGAUGAUGCUUUAUCUUAAGACAGAUCCUUACGCAGAAACAUUUAUCUAAGAGUAACUUAGGGCUGGUUAAUGUAAAUGGCCAUUUAUAUUUUGAAUGCGGCAUUUAGAUAAUAAUUAUUAUCUUAAUUGAUUCUGUAUCAUAUUCUAUACUAUUUUAAUUAAUAAAAAAACAUUGUUUCAUUAUGUCUAUGUUCUUGUAUGGGCAACGGUCGCUUUCCAUUUCGGUGCAUUCAGGUGGCCGCUGGCUUGUUUGCCACCUUAUAUUAUAAAAAAAAAUUCUAUGUGAUCCUAAAUUAUUACUGAAUAAAAUCGCUUUGCAGCCCUAAAAAUAUGUUUUUCUGCGAAGUUUUUUAUACUUUUACUAUGCUCUCUUACAUUACACUAGCGUAUUAUAGCUAUGUUUAUAAGCAACUGGAACUUAAUUCGUAUGAGUUAGAGAUUCAAAAAAUAUAGAGUAGGCAUAAUUGAACUUUACUUGAUACAUUCUUUGCAUCAUCUCACUAACGCUAUCUAUACUAUUAUAAUAAAGCGUCAACACACACUUCUUUGUUGCCUAAGAUAUCAGUA